AUGUCCGGAAGGCAAGGUGGAAAAGCGAAACCGCUUAAACAGCCGAAGAAAGCUGCACAAGAAUUAUCCGAGGAAGAUAAAGCAUUCAAGAAGAAACAACAAGAGGAAGCAAAAAAACUAAAGGAAGCAUCGGAAAAAGCAGCUCAACGAGGUCCAUUGACUGGUGGUGGUAUCAAGAAAUCCGGUAAAAAAUAA
This is a messenger RNA of Dracunculus medinensis (Guinea worm), 195 nucleotides long. Lineage: Eukaryota; Metazoa; Nematoda; Chromadorea; Rhabditida; Dracunculidae. The record is from the annotation of a GenBank genome assembly.